AUAGGUCCGGUGCCCAGGAAGGGCGGGGAUUGCGCCCGGUCCCGGAAGUUGGAAGCUUUGUGUCCGGGAGGGAGGCUUCCGUGACGGACCGCGAGCGGAGGUGGAUUCCUGCUUGUCUUUGAAAUGCAGUUAACACAUCAACUAGACCUAUUUCCUGAAUGUAGAGUGACUCUCCUAUUAUUUAAAGAUGUAAAAAAUGCUGGAGCCUUGAGAAAAAAGGCCUUGGAAGGCACCUUUGGUGGCUCACUGAUAAAUCCUACAGUGAUUGUCGAUCCAUUUCAGAUACUUGUGGCAGCAAAUAAGGCAGUUCACCUCUACAAACUGGGGAAAAUGAAGACAAGAACUCUAUCAACUGAAGUUAUUUUCAACCUUUCCCCAAAUAACAAUAUUUCAGAGGCUUUGAAAAAAUUUGGUAUCUCAGCAAAUGAUACUUCAGUUCUAAUUGUUUACAUUGAGGAAGGAGAAAAACAGAUAAAUCAAGAAGACCUAAUCUCUCAAGUAGAAGGUUAUCAGAUUUCUCUGGAAAAUCUUCCUGAAAUAACAAAUAUUACAGAAGUCAAAAAGAUAUAUAAACUGUCUUCACAAGAAGAGAGUAUUGGGACCUUAUUGGAUGGUAUCAUUUGUAGAAUGUCAACAAAAGAUGUUUUGUGAAAUGUGUUCAGUAUCAACAGAAAGUUCCAGCAUUAAAGAAACGUUGAUUCUUGUUUAGCAAGCACAAGACCUUUAAUGCAAACCCCAGUAUCACCAGAAACAAAAGAAAAGUUAAAUUUUCUUUCCUGGUUCAAAAUUAAUGUAUGUUGAUUAAAAAAAACACACA
This is a messenger RNA of Perognathus longimembris pacificus (Pacific pocket mouse), 817 nucleotides long. RefSeq names its product TP53RK binding protein (gene Tprkb). The record is from RefSeq and is a predicted model, not a curated record. Lineage: Eukaryota; Metazoa; Chordata; Mammalia; Rodentia; Heteromyidae. Gene Ontology annotation, biological process: tRNA threonylcarbamoyladenosine modification; telomere maintenance via recombination. Gene Ontology annotation, cellular component: EKC/KEOPS complex; nucleus; cytosol. Bases 124 to 651 code for a protein of 175 amino acids. The transcript has 5 exons.